AGUAAUAUUCUUUCUGGAGUGUAGGAGCCAUUUAACGUCUUCAUCCACAGUGUUGAUGGUGUUUGACUGUGUCCCCCUCUCCGUAGCUCUAUGCUGAGAAAGUCGCCACCCGUGGUCUGUGCGCCAUCGCUCAGGCGGAGUCUCUGCGCUACAAGCUGCUCGGAGGCCUGGCUGUUCGUAGGGCGUGCUACGGUGUUCUGAGGUUCAUCAUGGAGAGUGGCGCUAAGGGCUGCGAGGUGGUGGUGUCUGGCAAGCUGAGGGGUCAGAGGGCCAAGUCCAUGAAGUUCGUUGACGGCCUGAUGAUCCACAGCGGAGACCCGGUCAACUACUACGUCGACACAGCCGUCCGCCACGUCCUGCUGAGGCAGGGUGUGCUGGGCAUCAAGGUGAAGAUCAUGCUGCCCUGGGACCCCAGCGGUAAGAUCGGCCCCAAGAAGCCCCUGCCCGACCACGUCAGCAUCGUGGAGCCCAAGGAGGAGACCCUGCCCACCACACCCAUUUCUGAGCAGAAGGGGGCCAAGCCAGAGGUGCCCGUCAUGCCCCAGGGGGGGACACCUGUGCCCACCGCAUAAGAGGGUUUUCUACCAGAUGGAAACAAGACCUGGUGAUUUUUGUGUACAAAAACAAUAAAAUCUGGAAAAUACA
Messenger RNA from Paralichthys olivaceus (Japanese flounder), 645 nucleotides. NCBI's taxonomy places the organism in Eukaryota, Metazoa, Chordata, Actinopteri, Pleuronectiformes, Paralichthyidae. The record is from RefSeq and is a predicted model, not a curated record.